Messenger RNA from Octopus sinensis (East Asian common octopus), 1912 nucleotides. RefSeq names its product kelch domain-containing protein 8A-like. The transcript is spliced from 6 exons. The coding region runs from base 692 to 1717 and encodes 341 amino acids. Lineage: Eukaryota; Metazoa; Mollusca; Cephalopoda; Octopoda; Octopodidae. Gene Ontology annotation, molecular function: protein binding. The record is from RefSeq and is a predicted model, not a curated record.
AAACACAAGUGAAAACAAUACCUCCGCCUUAGCGAAGGCGGAGGUAAUAAUCGGUUUAUGACGAUAUGAAUAUUUUCAAGAUGUUUUGUUCGUUAACAAAUUGUCUAUUUGAAAUGCAACAGAAAAUUCCUGUUUGCGUUAAACUUUUCUUGUAAUGUAUUUGCUUCAAAGCUGUCAUGGGUUCGAACUGAAUAGCAAUUCUUUUCUUGAUUCAAUCAUUGGACUGCAGCCAUGCUCGAGCAUCACCUUGAGCGGUUUAACCGAACAAGUUUGCUUUAGUGGCUGGCAAUCUUUCUAUCGAAACCUUUUACCGAACAGCUAAGUCACGGAGUCGUAAACAAACCAACGCCAUGAGGAGUCAAAGAAAUGCGAACGCGCUCAUAUAAAUAUGCAUCUUUGCAUACAUACGACGGGCUUUCACGAAGUUUCCAUCUACCAGAUUCACUCACAAGGCAUUGGACGGCCUGGUCCAAACCACGUAGACGUGAAACGAACUUCUUAACCAUCCAGCCAAACCUGCACCUAAAAAUCUAUUAUGACCCUGGAGUGAUUUGAGCAUGCAGCCUUUUGAUAAGGAGUCAGAUGCGCUACCGUUGCUUCACAUUGCACAGUCUGAAAUUCACCAACGCUCCCGUUUGGAAUACAUUCAGCAGAAGAUACCUUUAUGUAUUUAGUUUGUUGUUUAUAAAUCAUGGCAGCUACAGAACCAAGACAAUGGGAAAUCCAUCUCCCGAUGCCAUCAAAACGUGUAUUUGCAACUCCUGUUAUUCUUAAUGACAAGUUAUACGUUAUUGGAGGUUGUGAUAUGCGUGGCAAGCCACUAGCUAACUUUGAGAUGUAUGAUUUGAAAGCCAAUACAUGGACAGCCCUCCCUGGCAUUCCAACUAAAAGAGCAGGUGCUGCCGCGGUCGCUGUUGGAAAGAAAAUCAUUGUGCUUGGUGGUGUUUCUGAAACUCAAAAGCCUCUUGAUUCAGUUGAGAUCUUUGAUACUGAUACAAAUGAAUGGACAGUUGGAGAGAGCAUGAGGGAAAGCUUGCUUGGAGUUCCAGCAACUGUUCACGAUGGUAAUGUAAUUGUCGUUGGCGGUAUGGCAGCAGAUGGGAACCCUCGUAACUAUUUCAUGUCUUACGAUGUGGAGAAAAAUGUCUGGAAAAGCUUACCACCGAUGCCCACCGAACGCUAUGCAACUUUCUCAUUUCUUAUAGAUAACCAGCUCUAUGUAAUCGGUGGACGGCAAGGUAAACUUCCAGUCGAUGUCUUUGAAAAGUUUGACUUCUCUUCGAAUGAAUGGGAAACUUUACCAAAUAUCCCCUCAAAGCGAGUCUUUGCUAUGUAUGUUACUGAUGACAUGCAUAUUUUCAGUGUUGGAGGAUUAAAUCAAAAAGCAGAGGACGGAUUCUCAAAUAUCUUGGAAUGUUAUAACAUUGUAGAAAAUAGUUGGGUGACCUGUCCGCCAAUGCCUACUAAACGAGGGGAUUUUGCAAUUGGUAUGAUUGCUGGAAAAAUUGUAUGUGCUGGAGGAUUUGGAAAUUUGGGUCGACCUUUGAGUGUUGUGGAAUGUUAUGACCCUACAAGCGGCACCUGGUCGACUCUCUCAGAUAUUCCAAGCUCACAUAGCUCGUGUGCUUAUACGAUGUACGACGGACGGCUUUAUAUCAUUGGUGGCUUGUCUUUACAAGGUAACAGUGGGUGUAUGGAGUCCAUUGGACUUAAUUAAUUGGGAACGCAUUUUAUUUAAUUACUCUCUGCUGCAUACAAUGAUCCAACAAACGGACUUAGUUCUUAAAACGGUUUCACCGAUGCAUUUGCAUUAAGUAAGUUUUUAUUAUUUUUAAAAUUUUGUGCAAUAUCAACUUUUGUACUGUACUAUAUUAACGAAUAAUGCACAUCUUUAAUUAAGUCACAUCCACAC